Molecule: messenger RNA, 705 nt
Organism: Geodia barretti
Lineage: Eukaryota; Metazoa; Porifera; Demospongiae; Tetractinellida; Geodiidae
Source: the annotation of a GenBank genome assembly
AUGUUUCCGCAAACUCAUCACGUCGAAUGUGUCGUUACCCUGGUGUCCAAACCGGCAACCGCCGAGGUAGUUCUCGCGUCGGCGUCUCCCCGUAGGAGAGAACUGCUGACUGCCCUGGGCAUUGAUUUCCGCGUCGCGCCUUCCGACAUAGCGGAAGAUCCGGAACCUGGUGAGACCCCCAAGCAGAUGGUGCGCCGGCUGUCCCGCGAGAAGGCACUGGCCGUUUCGCUGGCCGAGUCGCUGCCGUCCGGCUAUUACGUUGCCGCCGACAGUACCGUGGUACUCGAUGGCGAGUCCAUCGCCAAACCCGCGGAUGCCGAAGAAGCCCGAGCGAUGCUCACCCGACUGCGCGGUACGACGCAUCAGGUGGUCACCGGCUUCACCGUUUACGAUGCGGCAACCGGGCGCUGCGUCACCGACUCCAACGCCGCUGAUGUGCAGAUGCGCGAUUUCAGCGAUGCGGAGAUGGAAGAGUCCAUCGCCAGCGGCGUUCCCAUGGACAAAGCCGGCGCCUAUGCCAUUCAGGACGCGGAUUUCAGGCCCGCGUCGCUUCUGUCCGGUUGCUACUCCAAUGUGAUGGGAUUGCCCGCCUGUCGUGUGGUGAAAACCUUGGCCGAGAUGGGGUGUUCGCUGCCCGACCGUGCAUCCAUGUCGGUCCCGGCGGGAUGCACCGUUUCCUGCACUCUGGGCUCAGUGUCGCCCUGA